Molecule: messenger RNA, 1931 nt
Organism: Rhizophagus irregularis DAOM 181602=DAOM 197198
Lineage: Eukaryota; Fungi; Glomeromycota; Glomeromycetes; Glomerales; Glomeraceae
Molecular function (GO): iron ion binding; monooxygenase activity; heme binding
Source: RefSeq, a predicted model, not a curated record
GACAAUCAAAAAAAAAUUUUUUUGAUAUUUUUUUAUAUAAGCCGCUAAAAAUUUUUUAGAGAAACAAUUUAUUCUCUGAAUUAUUUUUUGUUUAAGAGAAUAAAAUGUUAUUGGACAAUUCGAUACUUGAUACAAUUUAUAAUGAUUAUUUGAUACCAUUUGCUUAUCAUGCAAAUGUUACAGUGCAAAAUAAUAAGUUAAUUGCACCUUUUGUUAAAGAGGUUUCAGUUAAUACAAUUUUAUAUUUAUGUGCAAUUGUAACCUUUAGUAUACCACUAUUAUAUAUCUUAAAUUCAAUUCUUUAUGUUAAACGUAAACAAAAUGAACCCCCAAUUGUACCUUAUUGGAUUCCAGUUAUUGGUUCAGCGAUAACUAUGGGAAUGGAUCCAAUCAAAUUCUACAGAAAAUAUCAACAAGAAUAUGGAAAUUAUUUUACAUUUAUAUUACUGGGUAAAAGAAUGGUAACAUGUUUAGGGUCUGAAGGAAAUAAUUUUGUAUUCAAUGCAAAAUUAGCAAAUGCAUCAGCUGAAGCAGCUUAUAAAUCUUUAACCGUACCUGUAUUUGGUAAAGGUGUUGUUUAUGAUGUACAUAAUUCUGUACUCAUGGAACAAAAAAAAUUUGUUAAAGCUGGAUUAUCAAAUGAAAAUUUAAGAGCAUAUGUACCAAUGAUUGAAAUGGAAACUAAAAAUUAUUUUUCAAGAUGGAAUAAACAAUCAGACAUUCAAGACGUUCAUAAAGCAACUGCUGAACUAAUUAUUAUGACAGCAUCUAAGUGCUUAUUGGGAGAAGAAGUCCGUUCAAAAUUAGAUGAGUCAUUUGCUCAAAUAUUUCAUGAUUUGGAUGGAGGGUUUAAACCAGUUAAUUUCUUAUUUGAAGAUUUACCACUUCCUUCGAAUAAAUUAAGAGAUCAAGCACAUGUUAAAAUGCGACAUUUCUUUAUGGAUAUUAUGAAAGAUCGUAGAGAAAAAGGAAUUACAGAUCGUACAGAUAUUAUGCAAUAUUUAACAACACAUUGUCAAUAUAAAGAUGGAAGAAAAUUAUCAGAUGAAGAAUCAGCCCAUAUUAUGAUAGCAAUGCUAAUGGCAGGACAACAUACUUCGUCCACUACAACGGCAUGGGCAUUGCUUUAUUUAGCAUCACAACCUAAUUUAUUUAAUGAAUUACGUAAAGAACAAAUUGAAGUAUUUGGAAGUUUGGAUGAACCAUUAACAUUUGAUGGUAUUAAAAAACUUACACUUCAUGAUAAUGUCGUUAGAGAAUCUCUUAGAUUACGUCCUCCUAUUUUUAAUGUUAUAAGAAAAGUACUUAGAGAUUUACCUAUUCCUGGUACUCAAUAUGUCAUACCAAAGGAUUCUUAUAUUCAAUCUAUACUUGCUAUUUCUCAUCGUUCUGAAGGAUAUUUUGAAAAUGCCGAAACGUUUAAUCCUAACAGAUGGGUUGACUUUGAUCAAAAUGUUAAAGAAAGGGAUGACGAUCUGGUUGAUUAUGGUUUUGGUGUUUUACAUUCUGCUAGUGCAAAAUCUCCUUUUCUUCCAUUUGGUGCAGGACGACAUAGAUGUAUUGGUGAACCAUUUGCUUAUUUACAGAUAAAAACCAUUAUUGCUGUAUUCGUUAGAAUGUUUGAUCUUGAAUUAUAUAAAAAUAAAUUUCCUGAAUGUGAUUUUACUACAAUGAUAGUUCAACCUAAAGAUCCUUUAGUACAAUAUACUAGACGAGAUAAUUAGUAUUAUAUUGUAAAUUAUAUUGAAAUGUAAUUUUACAUACGAUAUAUUAUAUAUUAACUAAAAUUAUUCAACAAAUUGAAUACAAUUUACAAUUAAAAUUAUUUAUAAUAAAAAAUUGUAAUCAAAAGUUACAACUUUUUACACUUGUUAAUUCUUUGUGAUAAGUGGCUAGCUACAAACAAAUUAUAAUAAAGAAAGUUAAUAUAU